Molecule: messenger RNA, 1200 nt
Organism: Capsicum annuum
Lineage: Eukaryota; Viridiplantae; Streptophyta; Magnoliopsida; Solanales; Solanaceae
Exons: 3
Coding region: 547-1002 (151 amino acids)
Source: RefSeq, a predicted model, not a curated record
AAAUCUUAGACUACCCAUUCAAACUAAAACACAUCACCUGACACUUCAUCUAAGUUUCUACCUCUCAAGUUUCAAUUAACCAACCUAACCAACACCUUUCUGCUUAUUCCCGGUUGACUAACCGAAUCCAUACAAAAUUCGACUAGCCAAGCAACCUUCUUACGUAUCUUCUUUCUGUUUUUACUCUCACGGCAUAUAUAAUCUAUUUUUUUAGUUUGUUUUAAAAAGAGGGAUUUUUUUUCUUUUCUGGGGAUAGUUUAAUUAUAAUUUUUCACCCGACAUAUUUAAAAUUAUAAUAUUUAAUGAUAUUUUAAUAUGUUUGACAUAACUUUAAUAUAAAAUGACAAAUUCAAAAGUCUAUCUAUCUUCUUAAAUUUUAUGUCAAGUCAAAACAAAUUCUUUUUUAAAAGGAGGGAGUAUUACUUUCUUUUAGUAUCUGAUUACUAAUUCUAUGUAUACAUAGAGAGACAGUUGGGGAAUCUGUUAAAAGAAUAAGACCAAGACUCAGCCUUUUAGGGUGCAGAGAGAAGUGAUCAAGAAGCAAAUAUGGUGGGCAUUUUUUCUAGAUUUUCUGUAAGCAAAGUUGCCCAUCGUCGGACUCAAAGUGCACAUGAUGAAAGGGAAGUAUUUCCUCCAAAUUCAGAGGUGACAGGUGCUGCUGCUACUAUAUCUAGGUCUUCCUCUGUCACAUCUCAUGGUAUUGAAUUUGCGGUUGAGUUCAAGCCAGUUGAACACCCGCCUGAGCCUCUACAUAAUGAUGGACCAAUUCAAUGUCCGUUACCAGAACCGUCAGUACUAAAUGAUGGAAGAAUAUGGAAGGAGCGAGGGUCUUCUGUGCGAAUUAGAAGACCUGAUAUUCCAGUUAUGCAGGAAGGACGGGCUGCUGACUCUGAGGCAGCUCGAACAAUACCUAGACCUCCCAUGAAGAGGGUUAUUCUUCCAUCAAUGAGUGCACCUGAACAUAGUCUGCUUAAACUGCUGGAGGAAUCUGGUAUUUGUUGAUGGAUUGCUUAACUUUGUCGAGGCACUAUUGGCUAUUGCUAUAUCAAAGAAAGUUGACACCCUCAGCUUGCCUCUUCCGAAAGUUCCCCUUUUGUUUUUUCCAAUGAAAUGCUUGGUAUUAUGUUCUUCACUGUAAAAUUCCAACACAGUUGCAUGUAAAUUUCUAUAAUAAUGUUAGAAAGUCCUUUGUACAGUUUA